Ochlerotatus camptorhynchus is the source of this 2475-nucleotide messenger RNA. RefSeq names its product proliferation-associated protein 2G4. The coding region runs from base 275 to 1627 and encodes 450 amino acids. The transcript is spliced from 6 exons. The record is from RefSeq and is a predicted model, not a curated record. NCBI's taxonomy places the organism in Eukaryota, Metazoa, Arthropoda, Insecta, Diptera, Culicidae.
CGUCGUCGUCACACGCACGCACCCGCGACGAAACUCCGAAACUCGCUCGCAUUUCUCGCGUUUUUCACAGCCAAGCAGCAGCCUCGCGUUCAUCUGCUUCAAAUUAGUGGAAAAAUCUGCCGCGUCAAAGGCAAGGACAAGAGUCAUUUCGGUGUGAACGGUUUUGCUAAUCCAACGGGUUACUACUAUUAUCGGUGGUGAUUUUUGAGCUCGCCGAAUCGAAUUUUGGAUUGGAUUGGAAUCGGGUCUGGGGGAGUGAACCGAAUACAACAAGAUGGUCAACAACGACAAGCAGCAGCCUCAGGAGGAGGAAAAUACCAUCGCCGACAAUACGGUCGUGCAAAAGUACAAAACAGCCGGAGCGAUCGUCAACAAGGCACUUCAUAGCCUGAUGCAGGCAUGCAAAAUUGGAACCUCAGUGAAGGCCCUAUGCCAGAAGGGUGAUCAGCAGAUGGAAACGGAAGCUGGCAAGAAAUAUAAGAAUGAGCCGGACAUGAAGAAGGGAAUCGCUUUCCCGACCUGCCUCUCGGUUAACAACUGCAUCUGCCAUUUUUCACCUUCGAAGAACGAUCCGGACUAUCAGCUGAAGGCAGGAGAUGUUGUCAAAAUUGAUCUCGGAGCGCACAUCGACGGAUUCAUCGCCGUGGCUGCGCACUCGAUUGUGGUCGGUGCCAAGCCGGACAAAAAGGGCACAGGCCGUGCGGCGGAUGUUGUCCUCGCUGCGUACUACGCCAGCCAGGCGGCGCUUCGAUUGCUGAAGGACGGCACCAGCAACUAUGCCGUGACGGAGACCGUGCAGAAGAUUGCCGCCGAGUUCAAGUGCAAACCGAUCGAGGGCAUGCUCAGCCAUCAGCUGAAACAGUUCAAGAUCGACGGCGAAAAGACCAUUAUCCAGAACCCCACGAUCGCCCAGAAGAAGGAGCACGAAAAGUGCGAAUUCGAAAAGUACGAAGUGUACGCAAUGGAUGUGCUGGUCAGCACCGGCGAGGGACUGGGCAAGGAACUGGACACCAAGGUUUCGAUCUACAAGAAGACCGAGGAAAAUUACCUACUCAAACUGAAGGCAUCGCGUUCCUUCUACGCUGAGGUUAAAAAGAAGUACGGCCCAAUGCCGUUCAACUUGCGCAACUUUGAGGAGGAAGCCAAGGCUAAGAUGGGAGUGCACGAGUGCGUAACGCACAAACUGGUCGAGCCGUUCCAAGUAUUAUACGAGAAACACAAUGAAAUCGUCGCCCAGUUCAAGAAUACCGUGCUGAUCCUGCCCAACGGACUGACAGUCGUGACCGGUUGCCCAUUCGAUGUGACCUGCUACGAGAGCGAACACAGCGUCCAGGACGAGGACUUGAAGAAACUGCUCGAAUCGGACCUGGUGCUGGCGGACGCCAAGAAGUCGGCUGUGGCCAAGGCAGCCGCUGCCGCUGCGAACGCCACCACCACCACCACCGCUACCACCACCACCAAGGCUACUAGUGAUGCUGCCGCUGCUCCUGCUGCUUCUGCCGAUGGAUCUGCCCCGGCGGCACCCAAGGACAAGAAGAAAAAGAAGAAGAAGAAGGCCUCCGCCGCUGGUGAGGCCGGCAGUGAGGUGGUAGCGGAAGCCGGUAAGGAAAAUGCCGCCAAGGCAUAAUAGAGGUUGUACUGUUAGAGGUCCGUUAUUUCCGCGGCCACGUUCAGGAAAGGUUCUGUGUCCUUUUUUUUAUUUGUUUUCAACAUAUGCAUACACGCGUUUCGUUUUUUUUUUCUCGUGUCGAUUUUUUCGCGUCUCCCCACUUGCGCUCGAUCGGAACUUGGUAGAGCUGGCACACUUUAAUUGGAAGUGUGUUGUAGACCUGAUCGGUUUCUUCCGUUCUGUCAUCGGCCGGUGCUUGCAGUUCGCUUUAGAAUGUAAGAUUAUACAACCAACCCUUAAGAAAUGGUAGAAUUUUUGAAGUGCUAGCAAUAACCGAGCGUUAGUGAAUUUUCAUUUUGGAUCAGACUGUAUAACUACAAGCGCCUGACCUGCGGGCAGUUCCGGUGGAAAGCGAUCAGGAGCAUGUUUUUGUGACCUAAUUAUAACCCUCCCGCCCGUCUGUUUACAUAACAUUUUACCCGAAGCCUAGCAAUAGUUGAUUCGUGACAAGUUGAAAUUAUGAGCAUACUACUCAUAGCCACCACGUUGGGUACUUUUGAAAAAGUACAUAGAGAGCAAAGCAAAAAAUUUCCUCUGACAUCAGUGAUCCACAAAGAGUGUGGCGAAAUUUGAUUAAAGGUAUUACACGAAAACCAUAUGCCAAGUACCUUCGACAGCUAAGUAAAAUCUAUCUUUACAACAGAUCACAUGGACAGAGAGUAAUCGUAUUCAUUCACCUUGUAUAAAAUAUGCAACCACAAAUUAUUGAGUCGUUUAAAAUUGUAAUUCCGUUUUUUUCGUAACAAAAUUGUGAAAAAGAAAGAAAACCAAUUAAAUUUUACAAUGUAGAGAUACAUAUUAGGUAA